AUGCUUUGCAGGCUGGGCCUCCCUUGGGGCUGGCUGGGAAUAGGAGCUGGGGUCCCUGCCUUUCCAUCUGGCGGCCCCGGCGUCCUGCCCGUGUGUGCUCCUCCCUGCAGGUCCUUGGGGAGGGUGCGGGGGCGUUGGGGCAGAGCCUCCUGCCGGCCUGGCCCCCCACUGUUCCGCGGAGACUGUGUUUCCGGAGGGAGAGGGGCGGCUUGUCAGGAGCUGUGCUCCUGGGGGCGCCGGCACCUGUGGGGGUCCUGCUGCCACGUCAAGACGGAGGCUCAGCUCAGCCCGCAGCCGCCGCGGACCCCUGACCCCGGAGCUCCGUCCCCACUCUGCCUGGCCCCCAGCACAGCGGAGACCAGGAGCCCGGGUUCCCCAGCACCCAGACUCCCUCUGGGGCAUGUGGUAGAAAAGCCAAACCCUGGCUUUCAGACGUGGAGGAUGGUGGCUGUUGCUGCCGGUCCCUAG
This is a messenger RNA of Rangifer tarandus platyrhynchus (Svalbard reindeer), 468 nucleotides long. Lineage: Eukaryota; Metazoa; Chordata; Mammalia; Artiodactyla; Cervidae. The record is from the annotation of a GenBank genome assembly.